GUCAUGGCACCAUCCCAUAUAAUUCACCAUCCAGAACAUCUCUUCUCCAGACCUACUUCUCACUAUUGCAAGAGUCCAUCAUGUAAAGAGAAUUGUCCCCUGCAACCGUCCAUCGCCCCCAAACAUGUUCUCAUCACUCACAUCUCUGUCGUCCUUCGGCCGCGGCUUUGGCCGGAGCUCGACCUCAGCGGCAGACGCAAUCAAGAUUCCUCCCGUCGAGGUCCACGAUGUGGAAACGUCGACGGACAAGCAAGGGCGUGCUCUCAAGCACCUGCUGAAGCUCAACCAUGUGAACUUUUCGAUCCUGUACAAUCACUUGAGGUUCCACAACCACACGCCUCACAUCCUCGGCUCUGCGUACCUCCUCUCCUCUUCGGCGGACCACUUACACGCCGUCUACGAGGACGCCGCGGCGAACGAAGGCCAUGAGCACUGGGUCGAUUCGCCCUCCGAGAUCGCCCCGCACGACUACCGCGACUACCUGGGCAAACGCGAGUACCAGCGUGCGUUCGUGGAUUUCUUCGAGGACCAAGUUGUGCUCGCUGGCUAUGACUGGAAGCGGGUGGUCGAGAAAUUUCUCUUCGAGAGGGGCAACGCGAAGAAGGGUGAGCUGAAUGCAGAGCCGAUCUUCAACUGUUUGACCGGGGGGUUGGGCCAUCCGUUGAUUCAUCUCGGGUAUGCGUAUGAGCUGAAUAGCCGCGAGGUGGCGAUGGAGGCGCUGGGGCUCGCGGCGACGUGCUACGACGAGAAACUCGCAAAGCUGCUGGAGACGGCGACGUCGGCGUCGCAAUCGGCCAAUCCGCCGACGUACUCGACGAAUGACCUGUUCGAGGUCUUUGCCCGGGUUCACGGAGACAGCCGUCUCGACGGAGUAUUCGAGCACCUGGGCGAUGCCAACCUCACGCACUUGCUGAGCGAUCCCGCGCUGACGGCGAUCCUGCUCGAGCACUUUCGGGCGUGGCAGAUUGUGGACCCGACAAAGGACUUUGCGCAGUCGCAGGCGCUGGCGACCGCGCUGCUCAUCGCCAGCGCGCCCAGCGUCGGCGGCCACGGGUGGGACUUCUUCCUCGUGCACCUGCUGACGACGUCGCACGCCGUGCGCAUCCUGGUCCCCUUCCUGGACGCGCCGCACCACGUGCCCCUGGUGCGGGAGUGGCUGCUGAUCGCGCUGGCCAUCUACAUCGCCCAGCUCCGGCCGCCGAUCAAGAAGGAGCCCGUCGCGGACUUUGACCUGCGGGGCCGCGGCUGGGACUACGUCGCCCGCGAGGCCGUCGGGAGCAAGUGGAAGUUCGACGCGCACUUCGUCAAGGCGUGUCGCGCCAUGCGCGAGGCCGCGAGGGUCUGGGGCGACGACGACGAAUUCUACCUCAAGGCCGCGGUCAGGUUUGCCAGCGAGUUCAACGACUGGGGCGGCUUCGGCGUCGAGGAGGAAGGCACGGGGGAAGUGAGCACAGAGACGGCCGAGACGAAGGCUUGACGUUCGGGGGAGGCUCUUGGGACCAGUUUGAUAUCUACAUAAUACCACCCGAGGUACCACAUACGCCAGGAUGGAACCCGUUGAGGACAGGGAAAAAUUUGGGACAUUGACCCUUUUUAUUGAUCCAACGAAAUCAGAGCAAUCAAGAAAAGCAUCAAACCAUAUAGCUCGACUGCUUCUAGGCUCAAAGGUACCUGGUAUUCUUCGACCAUCAGCCGUUGGAAAUAAGUGAUGUAUCGAGUAUACUGAACCUAGAAGGGAGAAGGAGCCCUCUUGGAGCGCA
Molecule: messenger RNA, 1760 nt
Organism: Cladophialophora immunda
Lineage: Eukaryota; Fungi; Ascomycota; Eurotiomycetes; Chaetothyriales; Herpotrichiellaceae
Exons: 2
Coding region: 125-1477 (450 amino acids)
Molecular function (GO): oxidoreductase activity
Source: RefSeq, a predicted model, not a curated record